This is a messenger RNA of Epinephelus lanceolatus (giant grouper), 3047 nucleotides long. RefSeq names its product paralemmin 3 (gene palm3). Lineage: Eukaryota; Metazoa; Chordata; Actinopteri; Perciformes; Serranidae. Gene Ontology annotation, cellular component: membrane. Gene Ontology annotation, biological process: regulation of cell shape. The record is from RefSeq and is a predicted model, not a curated record.
AGCUCCUCUGUGCCACUGCUCAUCUUAUAUUCUGCAUGUCAGUUAAUGCAGAGCAACAGGAGGCAUUGGUUGUAAGUGCUACCUGUCAGCUCACUCUGAUUGUACUGAUUGCCUCUCCCACAGUCUUUUCACCUUUCUUGUAAGCCCUUAGAAAAUGGAAUGCUAAUACCUUGGCUUUUGUGCUGUUUAGUUUGAAAAUUAUGAAGGGUUUUCUUUACAUGCACUGUGAUUUGGAUUUAGCUGAAAAUAGUUUGUGGACGUCUGUUGAUCUUUUGAUUAAAAAAAAAAAAAAAAACUCUGCCUCUUGCCUUGUUGGAGUGGUAUUGCUUACAUACAGCCAGUUGUGCACUGCCUGUGAGUGUGUGUCAGAGAAAUCCAAGAGCAGUGAGCUGUGAUACUAAAUGAUUCUUAUAGUUUUUCAUUCCAGACACCCUACUGUUCUCCCAUCUGUUCCCACAGAGCUAAUGUCACUACACCAGCACUCAGCAUACAGGCUUCAUGGCACCCCACUAGGCGCUCUCCUGAAGCCCUGAUGAGACACAAGCCUCCACUCCCUACGGAGGCUUAUACUGUGCCAGGAUGGAUGAGACGGAGAAGUACAAACAGCGACUGGAGGCCAUUGCUGAAAAGCGUCGGCUGCAGGAGGAGCAGGACAGAGCCAGGAGAGACUUGGAGGAUGAGAAGCUCAGACUACAGCAGCUCAAGAGGAAGUCUCUGAGAGACCAGUGGUUGAUGGAAGGAGCUCCUUUGUCCCCAACCUCUCCAGACGCCCAAAGCCCUCGCUCUCCUCUUUGGGGAUCCCAGGCCCAGGAGAUCGAAAAGCGCAUUGACAAGUACAGCCACAGUGUGUUGCAGUCAGAGAAUCAGCAGUUGACAGAGGAGGAGGAGAAGCUGAAGAAACAGAUGGAGGGUGGCCAAACAGAGGCAGUGAAAGUGGCAGAGGCCGGAGCAGAAAUGGCCCUAGAUGCUGUUGUGCAGAAUGGAGAAAAAAACACACUAGGAUUGGGAACAGCUGAAGAUGAAGUGAAGACUAGCCAAAGCGCACUACUGGAAGAAACCAUAGCUGUUCUAACCAAUGGCGGUGGAGACAUUGAAGUGGACACCGAUCACGACACUCAGCCCACCACCAAUGGAGCAGUUGUAGCCUCUGAAGAUGUUAUUAACAUGAAACUGGAGACUGGGUCGUGCCUGGGUGUUUCUGAGGCAGAGCCUGGUCAGGUUCCAUAUGUCAACAUUAAUAAGGAGGAGGAGGAGGAAGAGGAAGGGACUCUGGUGAUGAGAGCAGAACGAGUGAUUAUCACAGAUGAAGGGGAUGAUGUACCUGAGGAUCUUACACCCCAGGAAAAUGAGCAGGAGACAGCGCAGCUGGAGGAAACCCCUCUGCUGAUUCCAGAAGCAGGCCAAGAGGGAGUGGAGGUUCUGGAGGCUGUGGAGGGGGUAGUAAAAGCAGAAGCAGCUCCAGAAACCUUCACACAGCCAGAAGAAGAGAUUGAGGCUACUGAACCCACUGCAGAGGCGCAACCAGAAACUGGAGAUGAAGACAUGCAGGGUGGCGUCAAGAUAAACGGAGAUGGAGAAACAGAAGCUGAAGGACAGGAUAAAGAAUCUGAAGACCCAACCUCUUUGCAGGUGCAGUCCCCAGCCAGUGCUCUAGAGGGCACUACAGUGGCUUCAGUGCCAGUCUACUCUGAGGCACAACCCUCCAGUCUCAACCCUGAGCUAGAGGCUGAGGGUGAAACUGCAGCAGAGGGAGCUGAAGCAGCAUUAAAAGCCCAAGAGCCUGCCAUUCUGCCUGGCCAGUUCCAGGAGGUGCCCCUGGCCGAACCCCAGGAGAACCAGAGGACAGAGGCAAGGCUGGGGGAGCAGGAACCCCUUCUGUCGCAGGCCAAAGCCCCCGACACCCAAGCAGAACCAGCAGCAGCAGCAGCAGCAGCCAGCACAGAGACACACAGCUCAACCAGGGCUAACCAGGGAAAGGAGACUGAGGCACCCAAACACAAAACCUGCCAGUGCUGCUCUGUCAUGUAAUUGCCCUCUCUGUACAUUCCUUUCCUCUCUCCCUCUUCAGUCUGUCUCUCUGCUUUUCAAUUCAUAACACACUCCUUCCCUCGUCUCUUUGUUUUAUGCACCCAUCGUUUUUCAGAUCAGUCCUCAAGCUACUUCCCUUUCCUCCCUGACUCUCUGCUCUCAUUCCUUGUAUUCAUCUUGAAACUUCCUCAUUCCACUCUUGAGUUUUAAUACUCUGAGAGGAAGUGAGCUCUCUCCAACAUGAAGACGGGGGGAGGUAUGGACUGAACUUGACAGUGUUUAAGUGCCUUGAAGAGCUCUCUAUGCAGAACUAAACUUUUAAAUUCUCUUCUCAUACAAUGUGGACCAAAACAGGAGGUGUGUGUGUGUGUUUUUUUUUAACUGUUUGAAUUUGAUUUAAUUUUCCUGGUUAGCAGAUGAGCCAGCCAAUCUGCAUAAGAUAAUAAACCCACCAAUUAGAGUUAGUUAAGCAACAAAACAGACUGAAGAUGUAUUAUUGUAAAGUGUUGUAUCUACAUGUAUAAUUCAUUGGGUAAUUUUCUUAAUCUACAUAUAACAUCCAACGUCCAAAGAUCUAGAGAGGUUCAGAGAGGGCAUUCUUCUAAUUUAAAUACUUUAAAGCUGAUUUAUUUCAUUGAUUUUGGUCUUUUAUUAGAGAUUCUUUUAAUCUAUGUAUAGAACCUGAACAUUUUUAUUCACUGUAUAAUACAGGUUUUGACAGUACCGAGACUAAUAGUAUGAAACGGUCUAAUUUAUAAACAACAGCGUGUUCCGCUGAAUAUUUUGUGGGCCAUUGUCAGUUUAAAAGAGAAAUUAUUUUAAAAUACCUGAAAGUAUGAACUUUGUAUUUUUACCAGAUGUGCUUUUUGAAAGAGGGGCUCCAGAGCUCCUGACAUAGAUCUGUGCAUGGAUGUAUAAACUGAACACAGACAGAUGUUGAAUUGAGAGUGUCUGAGAUGUCAGCUUUGAAAUGAUUGAUGAAUGGUUAAAUGAUUAAACUGACAUUUGUGAUACAUUGA